UCGCCAGUUACUUAACGAUCAGCGUUUUCCAUAUCGUGUGUAUAGCUUUUUCUAAAAUAAAUAAAUAAAAAGCAUUGGUGUAGGUCGUUCUUAUAAUUAUCGAUCCGUUAUACAUAAAGAAUACAGUGACUGUGUUUUGGAAUCAUGAAAUAAUCGUGGUUCCUUCACGCCCGGUCCACACGUAAUGUUGCGUACUAUUAAUGUUGCGCUGCAUAAUGCGAUGACUCUGUGCGUAACGGCAGAGUAGUCUUAAACUACCGAGGCGAACCAAUACCCAGUAGUUGGUCUGACAGCGUGGUGUCAUUUUUUAUUUUUUUGGGGAAAAAAGGGGGAAAUAAAUCUCAGCGUUUAGGCACCUGACCGUGUGUACAGUACAGGAGGUGUGUAGUUAGACGCAACAGUGGGCGCCGCGCACACGGCUUGUUUGCAUCACGGAGGUGCGUGUAACCAACGCGGGCAGGCGUGCAGACAGCGUGUGUUUAUCAUAAAAGCACCGCCGGGUCGCCUCGACCAGCGAGCGAGCAGCACCGUGCGCCCACCUGCAGAUCCCCUCCUCCUCCUCCAUCCUGGGAAAUGGCGUUGCUACAACUGAAGCGGCGCUUGGCGUCCGUGGUAGCAUCGGCAGACGUCAGGGGCUGUGCUGCUGCUGCACACCCCCGCGUAUAAAUGCCGGGAGCCCCGCUGCCCUGCCAUUGAGCUGCUGGGGCAGACCGGGGCUGGAGCAGCAGCAGCGAUGGCCGACACGCUGCGCAGGCUGGUGAGCACCUCCUCCUUCAGCGCCCUGCAGGACAAGCUGGACUCCUGGCUCAAGGACUAUCAUCUCCUCUCCUGCGACCAGAACCUGAACCGGUGCUGCGAGCUGGUGGAGCUGACGGCCCGGGUGCAGGGGCAGCUCUUCGCCGUGCUCAGCCAGACGGCCAGCGAAGGAGGCCACUAUGCCGGAGUGGAGACCCUGAAGUCGCGCCUCCUGCCCUGGCUGGGCUCCUGCUUCGCCCUGGGCUCCGCGGGCGUGAGCGCCGACACCAGCCUGAGCCUGAUCCAGGAGUCCGUGGAGAAGGAGAAGAGGAUCCGGGACCUGUCUCAGUCCCACGAGCACGAAAUCCACAAGAUGGAAUCGCAGCUGAGCUCCACGCGCCUGGAGCUGGACUCCGUCAGACAGGAGCUGAGGGCGGCCUGUGACCAGGCGGACCUGUACAAGAGGAAGCUGGACGUCCUGGACGAUUACGAACGACAGAUCCGCCUGCUGAAGGACGAGGUGUCUUUCCUGACGGCGGAGAAGUCCUUGCUGCGGGACAGGCUAACGAGGAGCCGGUCCCCCAGCCCGCUGCCCCGACGCAGCCGGUCCCCCAGCCCACUGCUGAGGAGCGACUCCCCAACUCGCGCCCAGCUCACCAGCUCCUCCCGCCACGCCCGCCUGCUCUCGCGCUUCGGCGAUCUCUACUCCACCGAGCGCCUGGAGGCCCAGAACCUGCUGCGCCGCUACAUAGACGAGCUGGAGAUGGUGCAGAGGAUCAUCUUUAUAGGCACUGUGGAGGCCUUCCAUGCGGCAAAGAUGGCCUACAGGCAGUUCAAGCUGCGAGUGAGGAAGACCCUCUCUCCCACACACGCGGGCCCGGAGUCGCUGGAGGAUGCUGUGGUGGACUACAUCGUCCGGAACCUGGACCUCUACGACGUCCAGGCCAGCGUGAAUGACGUGAUCAGCGCCAUGAACGUGCACCCCAAGAUCUCCUUCCCGCCGGAGGUGGACUUCAUCCUCCUGGGCAGCUUCCUGCGCGAGGUGUGCCGCGUGGCCUUCGCCAUGCAGACCCUGGAGCCGCCGCUGGACCUGGCCUUCAGCACGGACGGGGAGCUGUACAGCGAGAGCAAGUACCGGCGCAGCUUCGACUCGGAGUACUCGGCCCCGCUGGUGGCGUACCACGUGUGGCCGGCCCUGGUGGAGGGAGACGCGGUCAUCAUGAAGGGAGAGGCCGUCACCCGGCGGGGCGCUCUGUGGUCCCCCAGGAGAAGCAGGAGUAGGAGCUCCAGCCCUGUGCGCCCGCGGUCGCGAGCCGGCAGCCCCUCUCGACCUCUGUUACCUCUUUAUCCCCAGAGGGUCCGGGAGCUGGACUCCAUCCUGGCGGACACUGGGUGCAAGGUGCACGCGAGUCCACAGGGGGGCGCACACGCGCACGUGCAGGAGACACUGUACGGGUGCCGAUCGGCCCACACAGCAGAAGCAGGGCUCUGGACUGCGACUCCCUCUUCCCUGCCCAGCUCCGCCUCUGACGCUGGGAAGCUGUGCCAGAUGUUGGCAUCCUUUCCCAGUUGUGCCCGUAACCGGACAUGAAGGGGAACACGAGCAGAGAGCGACCGGGAUGAAUACGAGGUUUACUGAUCAUGAACCAUGAAGAGACGGAAAGUCAAGGGAUGUUUCUUUACAUUUCGCCAAGUUACAUUGAAAACUUUGUCAACUCCUGCAUACUGCCUCAUCUUUUAUAUCUAAAGAGCACAAGAGGUACUGUGUCUGAAUUGUCCAGUAUCAGCUGUGUUUUAAUCACUUAUACCUGGGGUAAAACAUGAAAACUUUCUUUUAGAAUCAUUUACUCACGUGCUGCUGUUUAAGCUCUUUUUAAUCUCUGAACAUCUUAAACAUUUUCCUGGGUGCAUGAACUGUCAACUGAAAAAAAAACUCACAGAUGGGGACACAUGAGUCUCUAAAGCAGUUAGCAGAAAGCCUUUGGAAUAAAGUCACAAAAGCUUUAAGCUUAAAGACAUCCAGAUUGGUGAGGGGUUUAAAGGAUAUAUUUCUGGCAUCUCAAAAUCCUGACUCAACAUUAUAUUUGCUUCAGUAUCAUUUCUAUGUUUUCCUUGAUCAUUUUGUGCUUUUCUGGAUUUAAUGGGUUUUGGAAAGUGAUGCAGACGUUUCUUCCAACCUCUCCGGUCCCACAGUAAUAUUGGGAACAGCUCACAGCACAAGUACUGACACCAAUAGCUGUGGUAAUGGAUUUUGAAUGAAAUACUUUCUCGUGAGUUAUUAAAAUUGAAUCAUAGCCCUGCGGACAUCUUUCUCCCCACAUCCUGCUUGAUUUUAAAGUUGUUUUCUGGAUAGGCAGAUCACUCGGAGUAAUGGAGAUCAUCCUGAGAAAGUCUUCAGAGAGUGAUAUACCUUCAGACAACCUGCACACUGGCACCACUGCAGAGCUGCCAGCCUUCAGGCAAACUGUAUACCUGUAUAGGAUUUUAUUUUUGAAAUAUCUUUCAAGUACCUGGAAGGAUUGGAGAUACAGCAACAGGGAUAUUGUGAUACUUCGGUGUAAUGUUUUAAGACAGUAGAAUGGACUUUUCUGUUUACCAGCUCUACACAGUGAAAAACAGCACAGUAAUAGCACAGACGGGAUGUAUUUCUGGAAACGAUUGAUCUGAACUGCUUGUCUGGUUUAAAACAACAACGUCGUUUUAACCGCGGUCUUCGGAAGAAGAGCGCUCCUCUCCUUGGGGACAUUGACGAGCGUGGCUGUUGGUCACUUAUUGGGGGAUCUGUUUCCCAAAUAAUCAUGAUAAACAGUACCGGCGUCUCCAAAGGCAAGCAUCGCUCUCAUGUGCACAUUUUGUCCUGCGUAUGUCCUCUUUAUGGUGAUUGACAGAUGUGUCAGGGCAGAGCCGGGGCGUCUGAGGAGCCCUGGAGGCUUGUGGGUAUUUCUGUGAUGUUGUGAAGACUCUGUCCUCCAGCCUGUGACCUGGCCAGCGCUGGGGUUUUAGCUGCUAACCUGAACCACAACUGUUCAAUAACUAGACAACAGUUAUUGUCUUGACCAGAGAACUUUCUGGUCAGUAAACAGUCUUGCAUUUACUGGCAAACGUGUAUAGAAAUUUCAGAAAAAGCUUUUCCACAGGCCAGAUGCAUAGUUUUUGAGGAAAAUUAAGUCCCUCAGGGCAGAUUUGUCCCACAGGUCCUGAACGGAGUUAAUGAGAUAUUCGGCUCUGGCAUUCCUGCUACAGUUUUUAACUACUCGGAAAAGGAAAAACAGUCGAAGCCGCUCCUGAACGCAGGAGCCGGAGGAGUGACAGUUCAGGCCAGCAGUGUGUUCUGAGCUCUCAGGAGCCCUGGUCUUCCCAUCUUCAGCGGGUGCUGUCUGCAGGGCGCCUGUGUCACAUGAGGACGAGCAGCUGGAGAGA
This is a messenger RNA of Lepisosteus oculatus (spotted gar), 4155 nucleotides long. NCBI's taxonomy places the organism in Eukaryota, Metazoa, Chordata, Actinopteri, Semionotiformes, Lepisosteidae. The record is from RefSeq and is a predicted model, not a curated record.